Messenger RNA from Diorhabda carinulata, 6274 nucleotides. Its product is annotated as lysocardiolipin acyltransferase 1-like. NCBI's taxonomy places the organism in Eukaryota, Metazoa, Arthropoda, Insecta, Coleoptera, Chrysomelidae. The coding region runs from base 1116 to 2234 and encodes 372 amino acids. Gene Ontology annotation, molecular function: acyltransferase activity. The transcript has 7 exons. The record is from RefSeq and is a predicted model, not a curated record. Gene Ontology annotation, cellular component: endomembrane system.
AGUUUGCAGCCUUCGUAAGAAAGUGGAAGGGACAAUUUAUAUCCAAUGUUUCUCAAUAUGCACAUAAUGGCUAUAACAGAUAUUAUGUACUUCAAAUAUUUUUUUCUGAUUUUAAUUCUUGUGUUUCUGUAUUGAAAAUGAAACAAAGGUAAGUCGAGAUCUAUACUGUAUUAUAUAUUAUAUUAUAAAUUAUUUAAAAAUGAAGAAAAGCAGCAGCGAAUCAUCUACGGUCCAGAUGGCUACCUACUGUGGCAAUAAUAGCCCCCUCAGCAUCUUCCUCAUCAUUCAUUCUUUGAAUUUCAAGUUGUACUGGUCAAUGUGGACAACAGAAACUCGAACGUGUCGAUCGACUUAGUGUGUGCAUAGCUUUAAAUCAGUACUUGAGUCAACAACUAUAUUUUUAUAAACAAAAUAAUCUUUUUGAUAUGGUUUACUUCCUUCUAGAAGGCAAUAUAAGAGUUUUUAUAUCAAAUACAGGGUGUCCCCAAGCGAUAAGAUAAAAUUAUAUAUUAUAGAUAAAAUUAUUUCAAUGCAAAUUCAUUAUAAACGUGAUUAAUAUUUGUAAUGGGCGAUAUAAAAAGAAAUCUAGUUUUUUGUACCAAUUCCGAUGACUUUUCUGACACAUUUGCAAAUUUAACAACGAGUGAAAAUCCCAGUUAGUAUUUGAUUAAAAAUUCAUGAAUUUAAGCAUCAGAAAAAUUGUACAACCAAAAUUAAAAAUUUAUAUAUAGUAUAUACACUCAGUAAAAACUUUAGUUGAUUGUGAUACGAUGAAAAACAUCCUGUACAACAUAUCAGUUUCCAUUUGUAAUUCGGAAAAGUUUCAAUUAACAAUCAACAUGCAUAUUUUCCCGAAAGGGCUUCAAAUAGAUGUUAGCUUCCAACUGUUUCCCGGCUUUCUAGGUGAUACAACAACAGGAAAAUCCUGGUUGCAGCCACCCACAUACAUUCAGGGAUGCUGUUCCGGGGAUGAAAAUCAAUAAAUCUUGAUUCUCUUCACGAAUGCUCCAUUCGACUUUGGCUAUUCCAUUCGCAAGAUGUAGUUCGAAAGGGCGGCGAGUCGCGGCCAACCCUUUUUAGUUUUUCAUCAGUUUUUUUGUUUCAAUCAUUUAAAAAUGACAUUUUUUAAAGGAUGGUUGUACUGUGCUCUGUGGUAUUCUAGUAUUUUGGCAGGUUACUCAUUGCUUUUUUGUCCUCUGUUGCCAUUGUUGUUCAUUUCUAAUAAACUUUACCGAUAUAUUACGGAUAUUUUCUUCACUUUUUGGCAAUAUUAUCCUACGGCUUUGUUAGAAAUAAUUUGCGAUAGCCACGUCCAAGUAACCGGCGAUGCGAUUAGAACAGGAGAACUGUCACUCCUAUUAAUGAAUCAUAGAACUAGAACGGAUUGGAACUUUUUUUGGCCCACCGUGUAUCACUGCGUCGAAGGAAAAGGCAAAUUAGCCCAUUCCACAAAGUUUAUCCUUAAAGAUCAAAUCAGACACAUACCUGGACCAGGAUGGAUAAUGCAAUUGGCUUGUUUCGUUUAUAUUCAAAGAUGUUGGCAAAUGGACCGACUUAUUUUGAAAAAAUACGUCGAAUAUGUAUCAGAUAUAAAUUACAAGCAUAGUCUUCUAAUAUUCCCAGAAGGAACUGAUCUCACGGAAGCAACUAAGAAAAAUAGCGACAAGUUCGCUAUUAAAAAUGAUUUGCCGCUUUAUGAUAAUGUUUUACAUCCGAAGACAACAGGAUUUGUAUAUUUGACACAACAAUUGUUGUAUAGGAACAGUCUAGAUGCGGUUUACGACAUUACCUUGAUAUACCCAGACACCAUUCCUCAGAACGAAAAAUGGUUAUUAAACGGAAAGUUUCCAAAUGUAGUCAAAAUACAUUUGGUUAGAUAUCCCAAAUCUGUACUGCCUACAUCAGAAGAGGGCCUGAAGCAAUUUUUGGAAAAGAGAUGGUUUGAUAAAGAGAAAAUUAUUAAAGAAUUUCAAGCAACUGGUAAUUUCCUUCAUGGUCAAAUAUUACAGUGCAAAAGAAAGUGGGAACUAUACUUAGCCUUCAUCUUUUGGACGAUUUUACCUUAUAUCAGUUUGUACCUGUUCUUGACAAACAAUUGGUUCAUGGCCAUAGUUAUAGUGCAUACUUUGUUUCUAUUAGGGGUAAAUAUGUAUUGCAAAGGAUUUCAAAAUUUCGAAAUACUGUUGCACAUGUGGAAGAAACACGUCUAUUCAAUUAAUGAAAAACCGAAUUGAUCAAUUACACCCGAUUUUCACUGUUGAGAUAUGUUAAAAAACGAAACAAAUUUGAACAAAAAUCAAGCCUUAUAGAAUGUAAAUUAAAACUAAAAAGUUUUAUACGAAAAUAUGUCUUUUUAUCUAGAUAUUAAAACUGACAAGUACAGGGUGGGGCAAUAGAACGGGCAUUUAUUAAGUAUAGGCUAAAAAAAUAAAUACAUAAGGUAUUGUUGAAAUAAAAGAUAUGAUGAUUAGGUACAUAUAAAACAUUAAAAUUUUUACACGAAAAUCUUAAAUUUGUGCCUCUACGAUACAUUUUUCAAUUUUGUCAUAUCAAAUUUCCAAAUUUUCUACAGUAGCGCUAUCUUAAAAUUUAGCAAUAGUACGACACAUUACAAUCAAAAGAGUCUUUUAAGCGCCAUAUUCUUCACAGAUCACCUAUAUUUAGAUGGAUCACUACAAUCUUAUUUGUUCUAACCAAAUUGACGUCGACUGGGGGUCUGAACUUGAACUAAUAACAUCCUCAAUAUCCUUCAAAUAGUGACAAAUUUGAAUAUUAAUUGUGUCUCGUAAUUUAAAUUAUUUGAAGAUACUUCAUACUGCUACCUUAAAACUAAUAAGCUUUCAAAUUUAUGUUUUUGUUUAUAAUAUUUCUCAAAAUUGCACAUUUUCAAGAUACAAAAGAUGAAAUUUGAAGACUAUUAUGAAAAAAAAUAAAUUUGAAAAUGUAUGUUGUAAUCUUGUUAGAAAAAAAAUAUUAAAGUUAAAAGAGCACUAUUCUCCUUACCCAAAUGAAAUGUAGACAAAUCGGAUGUUAAAAGAUAUAUUAUAAUAAUAACCUUAACAAAACGUGUUAUUAUUUAUUAAUAAAGUGAAAAUAUAACUUGAAGAGAAUAUAUAUUUCCAAAUAAAAUGUUGAAUGCAAAAAUAACCAAUUAAAUUAAUAACUGUUUAAACCUAAUUUUGAUAAAUUUUAUCACUUGAACUUCAUAAUAUAUCCCUUUCGGCCAAGUAUUGUUUAUAUCCAGCAACCAUUUAUUAAAACGUCCUUAUGAAAAUUUGGGAACAAAUGCAUUACAUUAAUAGAUUUGUAAUGUUAUACACAACAUUUAUCAAAUGUCUUAAAAAAUUAAUAACUAACACUAUACAUAAUCAAAAUGACACAAAAACACGAGUACGACAUAACUAUAAUGAAUCAUGACAUGUUCACCAACAUUAAAUUAUCCAGUUUUGUGUCAAAUUUGCCAGCUUGAUAUAUAGUUACGCUGGCAGAUCCAUCUAGAGCUUUGAACUUUAAUUACAAAAUUGAUCCAGCCUUGGACCCUCUAUGUGAAACGUCUAAAAAAUAGGUGGUUGUGGUAUUCUCAGUAAUGUGUCAAAAAUUUUUAAAAAGGUAUUGCUGGUUACAUAAAUAUUUAUCUAAUGAAACAUUUAACCAUUGAGAAUACUGAUUUCGUGUUUAUGUAAUGAAAAUUAAACAGAUUUAUGGUUGUUAUUUGAGGAAUUAAAAGAAAGCUGUAACUAUGCCAUUAUAUGUAGACAAAUAUUUCGAAAUAGAGAAAGAAAUAUCUUUAAAAUUCUAUGAAAGAAAUUUCUUUGCAAUGAAUGCAAUUUUGUAAAACGAUGAUUGUAUUAAUAUUUUUGUGUUAGUCAUAUAUAGAUAACAUAUAAAUUUCAUCAUUUAGAAUGUAUUUAAAAUGGUGGAUAUUCGAUACUAUACAAGUCUCAAGUCGUAUACAGUUACAUCAUAUGGUUUUGUAUUUUUAAUUAAAAAUAUAUUAUUACUCUUUUUAAAAGCGUCGUAGGUAUAUCAAAUAAAAAAAUCAACAUAUUGAAAAUUGCGUGGUGGUAGAUAUACUCAACGUUUCAAACUACUUUUUGUAUCUUGUAAUAUAAUCGUAUGCUUACAAAUACAAGGCAUUUUAAAAAAAUUUAAUACUUGCGUAUUAAAAAUUUACUAACAACCUUUUACGCCGUAAAUUCAAGCGAAAUAAGUUUUAACUAAGUGGAAAGUUAGAUAGGUAUACGUUUAAUUGUCUUCAAAAAUUGGUACAAAUAGUUUUCUAAAUAAGAUUUUGUAAAACUCAUUAAAAGGUACCUGCUAACUCCAAAUAUAUACUGAAUAAGAGGUUGAUGAAUUUUAUAGUUAAUCUAAAAGGUCAACACAGAAUGUACUACAUAAGAGCGACGCGUUUUGCUAAAAAAUUGAUGUGAAAAUCCUGUGUACUGUAUUAUAAUUAGUCUUAACAUAAAUGCAUACAAAUUGGCUCAAAACUGUUGUUUUAGAAGUAAAUGCAAAAUAUAUGAGAGUUGCAUUCAUUUACAGCUUAGCUCCAAAAAAGGUAGUCUAUCAAAAGUAAUUUAUAUUUAAAAAUAAAAUUAAAUUCUCUUAUUUGGGACAUUCUGUAUGAGCACAAAAUAUUGCGAUAGAAUUUUUAUUGCAACAGAUAAUUAUCCCUUAGAACAAGGGUUCUGGGUCUCCAAGAAAACAAUUUUAUUUCUACUCCUUGCAAAUGACGGUUAUUUUUAAUUAACACAUUUCCUGUCUUGAAUUAUGUAAAUCAUCAAGAUCUUCAAGUGUUAAUAUACACUAAAGAAGAAGUACGUAGUUGUCUCAUAGCAAAACUAAAAAAUAAUAAAUAAAAAGAGGUAAUACCAUAUUUGGAAAUAAGGAUAAUAAUAUUUUUGGGCAGCUUUAGUAAUUUCUAGUUCGAUGAUUUAUUUAUCUCUUUAUAUUUAUUAUUUAUCGCAUUUCCAUUAUAUUUGCUAUGUAUCAAUGUUAAUUGUCAAACUUAUUAUAAAAAACUUUUCAAAUUUUUAUGUGUGGUAAAUGUAUUUUAACCACGACUUCUCUUAAAAAUUAUUAAUUGGGUUUUUAAGAUAUGUCCCAAGUCCUUUUUAAAUAUGGCUUUUUCUCUCUUUUAUCUGUUUGUUAAACAGAGUUGAGAAAGCAAAAACUUUCUAAGUGUUUUAGGCUAAACAAGAUUUCCUGAAAUACUCCUUCUAUCCAUAUAUAUCAGUAUUUUUAAUAUAAAUCCUGUGGCACAAUAUUUUCUAUUAAUUGUAUACAAAUGAAAUUAUUUCUCAUAUGUAAACAAAACGACAUAACCUCAAAAUUGGAAAACUCUACAUUCUUCACAAUUUCGUGAAAACAUAAAUGAUCAGCUAUGUGCAAUUGUAUUUAUAUUAAAAGUAUGUACUUGAAUAUGAAUGUUUUUCUCUAAUAUUAUGAAAGCAUUUUCACCAAACAAUUACGUUUACUUUCAGCUUUUAAAGAAGUGUCCCUAUUAGACUUCUUUAAAAUCUAUAUUUUACAGUGACAGGUUUUUAAAGAAAUAUACAGAAUUUUUUAUCAAAUUUUAUAUGUUAGCUUAUUAGUAGACAUAUACACUAAAAUUAAUUUGUGGAUAUGGUUGAUAUUGAAAAUGAAUGAUUACAAUUGGAGUAUUAUAUCUAAAAAUUUUUAUGAGCUUUCUUAUUUAUGAGGAAAUUGAGAAUACAAUCUGUAGUAUUCUUAAUUUUUUGAACGCUCAUUAUAAUUUAUAUUUAGAUAUGUCUCCUGAUAAGAAUUAAGGUGAAUUUUUAUAAGAAAUUUCAAUAAAAAUAAAUGUUUAAUUAAAACCAAAUAAUAAAGUUCAUAUAAUUUUCACUAAUUAAUAGACCAAUGUACAAAAUAUAUUUAGGAAGUUCUAAAUUUUUCGAGAAACGAAAAAAUUUUUCAUUCAAAAUGAAACUAAUCAAUUACCUAUUUUUCAUAAUUUCAAAACAGUUUGAUAUAAACUGGUUUUAAUCAUUUUAUCAAUUUUUCAGUCAAAAUAAACCUACAUGUAUCAGAUAUAAAGUGAUUAAAACUAGAACUGUGAAAAAUAGGGUUGAUUGAUUGGAUUUCCAUAUUCUGUAUAUUUUUGAAAUAUACCUGUUAAUUGUCAAAACGGUUAGAAAUGUGAAUCAAGGUGCCAAAUUAGAAUUUUACAAAACAAUAUUAUUAGACAAAUUAUAUAUUGGUGUCUUUAGAAUUUAAAUGUUAAUUUUAAAAAUUAUAUGUGUUGAUAACCUGA